AAAAAUGUGUUUAUUUCCUGUUAUAGUAAACCGUUUGAAAAACAUUAGCGAUGGAGGCUGAUCCAAAUAACAGAACAUUUACAAUUACAAGCACGACAGAUGAAAAUGUAUGCUUUUCCGAUGUGACAACUGUUGUUAAAAGAUGGAUGAUUGACUUCAGUUUUGUUAGUUUGUGUCAAUUCUUCAAAGAGGGCAAAUUUGAAGAAUUCAACCAAACGAUUUCGACGCUGGAAACGAUCAUUGAUGGCACCCCUCAUUUAAACACCGAACAGAGACAGAAAAGGCAGAUAUGUGGCUUCCUCGCGCGGAUAAUGCACGGGAAACAUUUAGACGUGUCCUUCGACAGAGACGAGCGGUUGUCGCCCCUGAUGUCGGCUGUCGGUGUCUGGGCGUCUCAGGAAGAGACUGUGGCGGAUCUCACUCUGUUCCAGCACAUCACCAAUCUACUCUAUGUUCAGAGUGUCGCUGUGUGUCUGGAGAAAGGGAACUGCAUCAUGGCUUCAUCAACUCUCAAAUGGCUCGAGGAGGAGUGUGAAAUCCCACAGAACUUGGGAAUCAAGCUGUCAUUGAUCGUGAGUAAGAGGGACACGUACCACCCGUUCCUGCUCAACUUCAGCUGGAACCGUCUGCUGGAGAACAUACAGACCUUCCUGGAUCGCUUCCUGGAGAAACACCCGUCGGACUUCCUGCUCCAGGCAGCCACUAAGGUGGUCAAGGCAGGCCAGGAGACGGGGAGGAUUCUGAGACUCGGGAGGCGUCAUAUAUGAAGCCAAUCUUCUGAACACUCCAAAGUGAAUCAGGAGACCAGUGUUCUUAUGAGACCCAAGAAGAAGCUGCUGUCAACAAGGAAUAUUCAUCCCUGGAAACCAGAGUCUGGCAAGAAGCCUGCACUCACUGUUAUGAGAAGAGCGGUGUCGACGAGGUUGACCUCCCGAAGAGCCUCGUCUGAGACGACCCUGAACACCACGACUCUUAGCAACACAACUCUGAACACCAAUAGAACUAGGAAGAAUCAUGGCAGGUGGCCGUGGGAUCUGGACUUGGCACUGAAGGCGGGAGUGAAGCGCCACGGGGAGGGGAAAUGGUCGCGUAUCCUCCAAGAACACGACUUCCAGGGUCGCACGGGGGUUCAACUCAAGGACCGUUGGAGGGUCCUCAAGAGGGCGCAUAAAGUCAACUCCUCCUGAGGCCCGUGUCUCACAUAGUAUCUUAUUCACUAGGAAGUGCACUACUUUUGACCAGAGCCCUAUGAGACCUCCUGAAUAGGGGGGUGGGGGGGGGGGGUGCAGAUUGGGACGUGACCUUCGGGGACUAAGUUUAAGUCCGUUUGUGGAUUCUGGGGUUUAUAUACGGUGCUCUACUGUUAGUGAUCUUGCCUAGUUUUAAUAAAUAGUGUUAUAGUUCAAGCUCCUUGGUUUUCUCUUCUUUUAGCUCUGUUUUUAAACUAGUGUAUUAGUACCGCUCACUGUACAGUUUUAUAUAAGGGAUUGUAAAUAGGUUAUGCUUUUCGUGUGUGUGUGUGUGUGUGUGUGUGUGUGUGUGUGUGGUGUGUGUGUGUGUGUGUGUGUGAGUAAGUUUAACUAAGGCUGUCUCCAGCGGAUUGAAUCACAAUGUCCCAUUUGAGUGGAAAUAUGCCUGCGUUUACCAUGACACUCCAUAAACAAACACGAGAACGUUUAAAAAAAAGCUGCAUUGUGUUCAACCUGAAACUGGAUUGAAUCCCGGCCUUUCUUAACACAAGGCUUCAAUGCCAUUAACCGGUAACCACCAGUAGAUGAUAUUACUACCAGGAACCAGCAGAGGGAGCUAUAUCUUUCUGUGGACAAUAGCAGCUUAACUUGUAUUUCAACUUUUAGUUUUUUACAAAACCAUUUAUCCAUUUAAACCAUUUAUCCUUCUAGUUAUCAAUGGCUAAAGAAACAACGAUUAGAACAAAUUGUUCAAUAUAAAUGGAAAAAUUGGUCAAACAUGAAUAAAAAUGUCUUGUGUUUAUUUUAUAUAUUUCACAGUGUAUUUAUUUCUGCAAUAGGGACAAUACAAAAGCACAAUUGUGUUAUUGUAAAGUAGUCAUCUCUCACUUUGGAACGUCAUAUCUUGUCUGUACACAGGAAGGAGAUACUCAAAUGUGUUCUUAAAAUAUUCUGUUAAAUAAAGAUCACUUUGAUUUGG
Molecule: messenger RNA, 2169 nt
Organism: Oncorhynchus keta (chum salmon)
Lineage: Eukaryota; Metazoa; Chordata; Actinopteri; Salmoniformes; Salmonidae
Gene: terf1
Product: telomeric repeat binding factor (NIMA-interacting) 1
Biological process (GO): telomere maintenance
Cellular component (GO): nucleus; chromosome, telomeric region
Molecular function (GO): telomeric repeat DNA binding; protein homodimerization activity
Source: RefSeq, a predicted model, not a curated record